Molecule: messenger RNA, 226 nt
Organism: Geodia barretti
Lineage: Eukaryota; Metazoa; Porifera; Demospongiae; Tetractinellida; Geodiidae
Source: the annotation of a GenBank genome assembly
UGGGGACGGUAGUCCUGACAGGCUGUACGGAACUUUCUGAUGCCUGCAGACCUCGAGUCCCAGACUGUCCGGCGGAAAGUGAGGCUGAACCAAAUUGUCCCACCUGUUGCUGCACCUCCAGUUCAAAUGUGGAAUUCUACGAUUCGACGUCUGAAGAGCCUGAGUGUACUGCACCGCCAGCCAUCUAUGAAGUCUCCUUUACCUACACCCUGACCGACGCCUGCUU